Molecule: messenger RNA, 1323 nt
Organism: Alternaria atra
Lineage: Eukaryota; Fungi; Ascomycota; Dothideomycetes; Pleosporales; Pleosporaceae
Exons: 5
Coding region: 1-1323 (440 amino acids)
Biological process (GO): protein neddylation
Cellular component (GO): cytoplasm; nucleus
Molecular function (GO): NEDD8 activating enzyme activity
Source: RefSeq, a predicted model, not a curated record
AUGGCUGUUAGUGUAGGUGACAUGAGUGCGGCAUCGACAAGUAGCCCGCGGGCACGAUGGAAGUACCUGGACAACUUCCUUACUCGUAAGGGACCAUUCACAGAUGAAGACGCCUUCAUGGCUGGCGAACAGGUCAUUGAGUAUCUGAGCAAUCUCAAAGUUCUUGUCAUUGGAGCCGGCGGUCUGGGCUGCGAAAUCCUCAAGAAUCUUGCCCUGUCUGGAUUCAAAGACAUCCACGUUAUUGACAUGGACACCAUUGACGUCAGCAACUUGAAUCGACAAUUCCUCUUCCGAGCGUCGGAUGUAGGAAAGUACAAGGCUGAGACCGCUGCUGCGUUCGUCGAAAAGCGUGUGAAGGGCGUUAAGAUCACUCCGUACUGUGGCAAAAUCCAAGACAAGGACGAGAGCUACUACAUGCAAUUCGGACUCAUAGUAUGCGGCCUGGAUUCCAUCGAGGCAAGACGAUGGAUUAACGCAACACUUGUUGGCAUGGUGGAUGAGAACGACCCGGAUUCGAUGAAGCCGUUGAUCGAUGGAGGAACAGAGGGCUUCAAAGGUCAAGCACGUGUCAUCUUCCCAACUAUGACCUCGUGUAUCGAAUGUCAGCUGGACAUGCAUGCUCCUCGCGCAGCAGUUCCUCUUUGCACACUCGCCACCAUCCCACGUCAACCACAACAUUGUAUCGAAUGGGCACAUAUCAUCGCCUGGGACGAGGAGCGCAAGGACAUAACUCUUGACACUGACGACCCAGAGCACAUUACCUGGCUGUUCAACAAGGCCUCCGCCCGCGCUAAGGAGUUCAAUAUCGAGGGCGUUACCUACAGCAUGACGCAAGGUGUUGUCAAGAAUAUCAUCCCCGCUAUUGCGAGUACGAAUGCCAUUGUAGCGGCCAGUUGCUGCAACGAGGCGUUCAAGGUGGCAACGAACACGGCGCCCUUCAUGGGGUUCCCAGGCACAGACAACUACAUGAUGUACACCGGUGAUGACUCUGUAUACACGUAUACCUUUGAGCAUCAGAAGAAGGACGACUGUCCCGUCUGUGGCGCUGGUAACAUUGCUCGUCCUCUUCAAGUUCUUCCUGGUAUCACCCUGCAGGAGUUCAUCGAUGGACUGGCGGAGCGACCAGAAGCUCAACUCAAGAAGCCGUCCAUUCGUACCGGCGAGAAGUCGCUCUACAUGCAGCUUGCAGGUCUCGAAGAGCAAACACGUCCUAAUCUGGAGAAGAAGAUGGUCGAUCUUGUUGAGGAGGGCGAGGAGCUGCUCAUCACAGAUAGGAGCUUCCCGACACAGUUCAAGUACAAGGUUGUAUGGGCGUCCAAAUAA